AUGUGGGUGAAAUUAGAUGCAGUUUUAUAUAGUGCUUUAGAAAGCUGCAUCGUACCUAUUGAACAGGUUCCUUCCGGGUAUAUCUACAAUACAUUAUGUUGCAGCUUCGAAGAGGGAAAAUCGGAUAAGGAGAUUCUGGACAACUUGCUGCAGUCGACCCGUUACGACAAGCGGCUUCUGCCGCCGGUCCAAGGAACAUUGACUGUAAACGUGAGCGUAUUGCUGUUAAGCUUAGCUUCUCCUGAUGAGUCCAGUCUGAAAUACGAGGUGGAAUUCUUAUUGCAACAACAGUGGUACGAUCCACGAUUGCGUUAUAGCAACAGAUCCAAAUAUGAGUUUUUAAAUGCGAUUCAUCAUUACGAUAACAUCUGGUUGCCGGAUACGUAUUUCAUAAUGCAUGGAGAUUUCAAGGAUCCGCUCAUUCCUGUUCACUUUGCCCUGCGGAUAUACCGUAAUGGCACCGUCAACUAUCUUAUGCGGCGUCAUCUUAUCCUAUCCUGCCAGGGUAGACUUAAUAUCUUCCCUUUCGACGACCCAUUGUGUUCAUUCGCAAUCGAGAGCAUAUCGUAUGAACAGACAGCGAUUACAUAUGUGUGGAAAAAUGAUGAGGGUACGUUACGAAAAAGCCCAAGCCUGACGUCACUGAAUGCUUAUCUCAUUAAAAAUCAGACAAUCACAUGUCCGAUCAAAGUGAGCUGGCGAGGUGAGCAAAAUAAUCGUUUGUAAUAUUUUAUAAAUUUAGAAAAAAAAAAUCGAAAUGUUCAUCUCAAAUGAUUCUUUUGAGAAUUACAAAAAUGUUAUUAAAUGCACUCUGCAAUAUUAUUGUACGCUUUUAUGUUACUCGUUGAAGAUUAUUAGAAUU
This is a messenger RNA of Wasmannia auropunctata (little fire ant), 862 nucleotides long. Its product is annotated as glutamate-gated chloride channel subunit beta-like. Gene Ontology annotation, cellular component: synapse; neuron projection; membrane. The transcript has 6 exons. Gene Ontology annotation, biological process: signal transduction; regulation of membrane potential; nervous system process. The record is from RefSeq and is a predicted model, not a curated record. Gene Ontology annotation, molecular function: neurotransmitter receptor activity; chloride channel activity; extracellular ligand-gated monoatomic ion channel activity. The coding region runs from base 1 to 726 and encodes 241 amino acids. NCBI's taxonomy places the organism in Eukaryota, Metazoa, Arthropoda, Insecta, Hymenoptera, Formicidae.